AAAAUAAAAUCCGAGUCCGCUUAAUAAUCACAUUUCCUUGUGAUAUGUGCUCAUUGUUUAUGUGAUGUGAGUUCAUUCAUGUUGAAUGUUUGAUGCUACCAAUGCAAUGUAAUUGCAAUUGCAGAAACCCUAGAAUUGGAAUCAAAUCCCUCUUUCGUUCAUUGUGCUAUCACUGAAAAGUGAAAACAAUGAAGAAGAAGAAGGUACCUGACUGGCUCAACAGCUCCCUCUGGUCUUCCCCCCAUCCUCCUCCUCCGCCUCCGCCUCCUCCCUUCUUUUCCUCUCAUCCCAACCGCCAUCCCCUCCGGCCACCGUGGAUGAUCCUCCCGAGCCACAGAGGAUCCAAGAUUCACGUCCUAAGAAUCACACUCACACUUCCACUGAUGCAACGUUCUCUUCUUCCCCUUCCGCCGAUGACAUCUCUCGCCAGGCCGAGUUGUCGGCUGAGUUAUCGAAGAAGGUGAUAGAUAUGAGGGAAUUGCGAAGGCUCGCGUGUCAAGGUCUUCCUGAUGGUGCUGGGAUACGUUCUACUGUCUGGAAGCUUUUGCUUGGAUAUCUUCCUCCAGAUCGUGGGCUUUGGUCGGCUGAAUUAGCAAAGAAGAGGUCCCAGUACAAACAUUUUAAAGAUGAUAUUCUUGUGAAUCCUUCAGAAAUCACAAGGAGGAUGUACAACUCAACAAGUUCUGAUGCUGAUGAUGCCAAAGUUGAGAGUAGAACCUUGCUCUCUAGAUCAGAAAUCACUCAUGGGGAGCAUCCAUUGAGUCUUGGAGAGACCAGUGUAUGGAAUCAGUUCUUCCAGGAUACGGAAAUCAUAGAUCAGAUUGAUCGAGAUGUAAAGCGCACUCAUCCUGACAUGCACUUUUUCUGUAGUGAGUCUCAGUUUGCAAAAUCCAAUCAGGAGGCUUUAAAGAACAUAUUAAUUAUCUUUGCAAAGUUAAACCCAGGUGUAAGAUAUGUUCAAGGGAUGAAUGAGCUAUUGGCUCCUCUCUACUAUGUGUUCAAAAAUGACCCUGAUGAGGAAAAUGCAGCCUUUGCUGAAGCGGACUCAUUCUUCUGUUUUGUUGAAUUAUUGAGUGGCUUCCGAGAUAACUUCGUUAAACAACUUGACAACAGUGUUGUCGGCAUCCGUUCCACUAUUACAAGAUUAUCCCAGCUUCUGAAAGAACAUGAUGAAGAGCUGUGGCGCCAUCUUGAGAUCACUUGUAAAGUCAAUCCCCAAUUCUAUGCAUUUAGAUGGAUUACUCUCCUGUUGACUCAAGAAUUCAAUUUUGCUGACAGCCUUCACAUUUGGGACACACUUCUAAGUGAUCCAGAGGGCCCACAGGAGACCCUGAUGCGGAUAUGCUGCGCAAUGCUAAUUCUGGUUCGCAAGCGCCUCCUGGCGGGUGAUUUCACUUCUAAUCUCAAGUUGCUGCAAAAUUAUCCCUCAACAAACAUUAGUCAUUUGCUUUAUGUUGCUAACAAGUUUCGUGUAUAAUUAUUAGUCUAAUGCUUCUCCCUCGCCUCAUUGUUUGAAUUUUGCUUUUGUCUCUUGGCUUAGGAAUGAAAUUCGAUAAAAUCUAUUGAACUGUUUUGAAAGUUCAUCAACUUGAGCUAUUGAGAAUGAUGAAACACGCCUAUAUUCCAUUAUGUACAAGUCUCUUAGAAUAAUAGAUUGUUGCUCA
This is a messenger RNA of Arachis ipaensis, 1664 nucleotides long. RefSeq lists its product as uncharacterized. Gene Ontology annotation, molecular function: GTPase activator activity. The record is from RefSeq and is a predicted model, not a curated record. Gene Ontology annotation, biological process: intracellular protein transport; activation of GTPase activity. Lineage: Eukaryota; Viridiplantae; Streptophyta; Magnoliopsida; Fabales; Fabaceae.